GGCGGGGUAGAGCCAGAGGCGGGGCCGAGCCGGGCGGUCAGUGGAUCGCCUGUUGGCUGCUGUUCCCAGCCAUGGCUGCGCGCUGCUCGCGCUGGGUACGCUUGUCCGUGUGGACUGGAACCCGGCCGCCUUCCGCUAGGAGAACCCUGGCCCCAGGCUUCCACCAGCAGUUCUCCACUCAGACGACCCCCCAGAUCUGUGUGGUGGGCAGUGGUCCAGCCGGCUUCUACACAGCCCAACACUUGCUAAAGCACCACACCCAGGCCCAAGUGGACAUCUAUGAGAAGCAGUUCGUGCCUUUCGGGCUGGUGCGCUUCGGGGUGGCGCCCGACCAUCCUGAGGUGAAGAAUGUCAUCAACACGUUUACCCAGACAGCCCGCUCUGAGCGCUGUGCCUUCCGGGGCAACGUGGUGGUGGGCAGGGAUGUGACGGUACCGGAGCUGCGGGAGGCCUACCAUGCCGUGGUGCUGAGCUAUGGGGCGGAGGACCACCGCGCCCUGGGGAUCCCCGGUGAGGAGCUCCCUGGCGUGUGCUCAGCCCGGGCCUUUGUGGGCUGGUACAACGGGCUUCCCGAGAACCAAGAGCUGGCACCGGACCUGAGCUGUGACACUGCUGUGAUUCUGGGGCAGGGGAACGUGGCUCUGGAUGUGGCCCGGAUCCUGCUGACCCCCCCUGAGCACCUGGAGAAAACAGACAUCACGGAAGCUGCCUUAGGGGUGCUAAGGCAGAGUCAGGUGAAGACGGUGUGGAUAGUGGGCAGGCGUGGGCCCCUGCAAGUGGCCUUCACCAUUAAGGAGCUUCGGGAGAUGAUCCAGUUACCAGGAACCCGGCCCAUUUUGGAUCCUGCAGAUUUCUUGGGCCUCCAGGACAAAAUCAAGGAGGUCCCCCGUCCGAGGAAGCGGCUGACAGAACUGCUGCUUCGCACGGCCGUGGAGAAGCUGGGGGCGGAGGAAGCUGCCCGGCAGGCUUCGGCCUCCCGUGCCUGGGGCCUCCGCUUUUUCCGAAGCCCCCAGCAGGUGCUGCCCUCUCCAGAUGGGCAGCGGGUGGCAGGCAUCCGCCUGGCAGUUACCAGACUGGAGGGUGUUGGUGAGGCUACCCGGGCAGUGCCCACAGGAGAGACGGAGGACCUCCCUUGUGGGCUGGUGCUGAGCAGUGUUGGGUAUAAGAGCCGUCCCAUCGACCCCAGUGUGCCCUUUGACCCCAAACUCGGGGUCAUCCCCAAUACAGAGGGCCGGGUUGUGGAUGCGCCAGGCCUCUACUGCAGUGGCUGGGUGAAGACGGGACCCACAGGUGUCAUUGCUACCACCAUGACCGACAGCUUCCUCACCAGCCAGGCGCUGCUGCAGGACCUGAAGGCCGGGCUGCUCCCCGCUGGCCCCAGGCCUGGCUACACAGCCAUCCAGGCCCUGCUCAGCAGCCGAGGAAUCCAGCCAAUCUCUUUCUCAGACUGGGAGAAGCUGGAUGCUGAGGAAGCGUCUCGGGGCCGGGACUCUGGAAAGCCUCGGGAGAAGCUGGUGGAUUCUCAGGAGAUGCUGCGGUUGCUCGGGCACUGAGCCUGGAUCCCAGCCCUGUCAGGGAAGGGAAGAAGAGUUCUGUGCAGAGGAGGGGUCCUGGGUCAGUCCGGGCUGGACCCUGCCCUAGUUAUGGUGUGCCUGCCCCGGCUGGGGGACUUUGCUGCUGCUCUUUUCAACGAUCCUCUCAGCACUGCCUCCCGAGACCGUCGUCCUUGCCGGUGUGGGUUAGCCCGAGGAGGUGACCUUAAGUUAGGGAGGGGCGGAGGCGCAGGCUGGCCCUACCCUUUUCGCCUCUCUCCUGCUGGACUUUGCAGGGCCACUGGGCCGGGAAUAUGUUGGAAAUAAAACAGCUGAAACCAAG
This is a messenger RNA of Chinchilla lanigera (long-tailed chinchilla), 1875 nucleotides long. RefSeq names its product ferredoxin reductase (gene Fdxr). Lineage: Eukaryota; Metazoa; Chordata; Mammalia; Rodentia; Chinchillidae. Gene Ontology annotation, cellular component: mitochondrion. Bases 72 to 1553 code for a protein of 493 amino acids. The record is from RefSeq and is a predicted model, not a curated record. The transcript is spliced from 12 exons. Gene Ontology annotation, biological process: ubiquinone biosynthetic process.